CCUUAGUCAUUUUGGCUCAAGCCAUCUCGACUCCAGCAUCUGCUGCUACGGGCGAGUUGCAUGUCUCGGAGCCUAUCCGCGGCUCUCGCCGCCGCGGCACUGACCUCGACACUGACCUUUGCUACCGUCGGCGGGUCGAAGCGCAGCAUGUCGGGCGCCGAGCACCCCCUCCUCGACAAGUUCUGCGGCAAGUAUUUCUUCAAUGACGAUCGCAGGUACAACUUCGUGGCCGCCGAGAAGUUCGAUUCGGAGGAGGAGAAGGCCGACAUGAUACGAAUGUUCGCGCCCCAGGUCCCGAAGGCGCGCGAGGACAUGCCCGCGCUCAAGAUCAUGAUGCUCCGCCCGGGUGCCAAAAGCGAGGAGGACUUGUUUGUUCAUGACACGCUGUACAACAUCGUGAUCCGCGACGAGGGCAGCAUCCUCGUGAUGGAGUGCUGGACGGGCGACAUGCAGCUUACGGUCGAUGGCAAGAUCAGCGGAAAUCAGGCCGAGGGCAAGACCAUCAUCACGCUCGACACCUCCAGCGGCAAGGCCAGCAUGGACAUCGGAGGGGGCUUCGGGAAGGAGAAGUGGGUCAUGACGCUGGGUGAGGAGGAGGAGGAGGAGGAGGAGUGAAGGUGGUGCUUGGCCCCUUGUGCACAGGGGCUGCUGGACUUGAUGCGCUUUUGAUUUUCAUCACCGCUCAGGCAGUCGCCUUCUGGAGUGUGAUCCCAUUUUCGAUCUGCAGGGCCACAUGGUCGUUACCAGUUGUUCAGUAGCCCCGUCUCGCGCAGCAGCGUUCUGUUUCACGUUGUGGUGCCAGGGGCCCUGUUGGGAGAAUGGCCGGGCACAUUCUCCAUCCGCCCGCCCUCUCCUUUGGGUGGUGUCUUCUCCUUCGCGAUCCAGUAGCGCGGACCUUCAGCUUAGCAAACGGAGCAGGGAGGAAGG
This is a messenger RNA of Prorocentrum cordatum, 927 nucleotides long. NCBI's taxonomy places the organism in Eukaryota, Dinophyceae, Prorocentrales, Prorocentraceae. The record is from the annotation of a GenBank genome assembly.